Messenger RNA from Tilletiopsis washingtonensis, 3482 nucleotides. RefSeq lists its product as hypothetical. The record is from RefSeq and is a predicted model, not a curated record. The coding region runs from base 67 to 3333 and encodes 1088 amino acids. Lineage: Eukaryota; Fungi; Basidiomycota; Exobasidiomycetes; Entylomatales. The transcript has 3 exons.
GCUUCAGUUCGUCCCGCUCCACUCCCAUCCGUCUCGUCCCGACGCCGCAUCCGCUGCCGCAUCUGCAUGCUCUCCGCCGCCGAGGCUGCUGCGCAUGCUGCCGCCGCCGCUGAUGAGGCUGGCAAGCGGCGCGAGGAGCAGGCCGCCGCCGGCGCAUCUCACGACGGCGAGGCGGCUCGGCAGGCGCCCGAGCUGCAGCAGCUCUUCACGCUGCCCUUCGCAUUGCACCUCGAGCCGCUGCCGCAUCUCUCCUACCGCGCAGCACAUAGCGCCUUCUCCGACACGUCCGGCUCAGACUCUGAUGAGGAGCUCGACCCCGACGCGCCGUCGGACCGCGGCUCGGCGGCGAUCCGCGUCAAGAAGCGCCUCGACGCUGCGCCGCCGCACGCGCUGCACGAGGUCUCCUACCUCCUGGCGCACACUCGCGCCCUCGAGGCAGUCACAGACCUGACGCAGCUCGUGCGGCUGCUCGACGGCGCCGAUGAGGACCCGGGCUUCGCCACGCUGCGUGCCUUCUUCGAUGCUCGCUUCGAUCGCGAGGGUCGCCUCGUGAGUGGCCCACGCUCGCCGCGCAGCCCAAGGCGCCGCGGCUCGCUCCUCUCGCGCCGCCCAUCGGCUCCUGGCGGCCAGCUCAUGGGCUCGGCCGCCGGACGAUCUCGCACCCUGAGCUCGACAUCUGCGGCUGGCGGCGGCUUCCGCACCCGAGUCCUCCGCACGCUGUCGCGCGACGGCGCCGCGUCCGAGAUAUCAGAGGACGACUUCGAGGAGGCAGAGCUUCGCGCUCCCGAGAUGCAGGCGCCGCCUCGUCGAGCGACAGGCACGGCGCACGCCCCUGUGCCAGGGCAGCAGGAUCGUAGCGUGCGCUUUUCCGUGCGCCUCGAUCUCCAUUCGGUCGGGCUCGCGCCGCUGCCGCCGCAGCCGCCGCCACGACGACCGUCGCGCCCGAUGCUGGACACGCAGAUCCUCUCAUCGCCAAGCCGAAGAGGCCGACGGGUGCCGGAGCAAGUGCUCUCGCCCACGAGUCAGCCGGCGGGCAACGACUUGGAGCGAGCUCGGACAGCUAGUUCUGCCGUCGACCUCUUCGGCGCGGGCUCCUUGAGAGAAGUCAGUAGCCGCGAGAGCAGCACGUCGGCAGCGCGGCAGCGCUCUCCGCCUUCGCCUUCGCAAGGGCGCUUUGCAAGCGCUGGCCUUGCGGGUCGGAACCGGCAAGCAGCGUCUCGACCACAGACUGCCGGCAGCUCUUUCACGAUGGACCAUGACGUGUUUGGCGCUGUUGCAGACGCUGGCGACGCUGUGCCGAGCUCAGAGGAGCCGGUCGCACGAGCUCGAAGCAGUACGCAAUCGCGUGGCGAGACUCGUCGGCCGUCCUUCCUGCAGCGCUUCUUCGGGCAGAGUCGCUCGACUCGUCGAGGCAGCAGCAACAGCACUGCGCCGAGCUUGGCCAGCAGCCUGGACCUGCCAGACGCCUCUUCAGCCGCCACGAGUGCAUCAAUCGCUGAGGAGGAAGGCCUCAAGGUGCCUGUCACUGCCAGCAUCGAAGCACCCUCUCGCCGCAUGCGCAGCGCCACUGUCGUGAGCGACCUCAGCAACGACGAGGCCAUCGACACCGGAGAUGAGGACGGCAGUUUGUAUGGCAGUCUGCCUGCGCGCAUGCUCGGCGUGGACGGCCCUCGUCGAGCCUCGCUUGGCUCCGUGCUCAGCGCCAGCAACAUGUCCGCUAGCCAGCUUGCCGGCACGGCGGGCAUCGCGGCGCAACUGCAGCCGGUCACGGAAGGUGCCGUGGCUGACUGGUCCGAGAUGCGUGCUCCGCCAGAGCUGCUCUCUCCCAAGCCCUGGGCUGGCGGAGACGACUUCCUGACGCUGCUGCGAAAAGCGGCAGACACGGCGCUGAACGUCGAUCCAUCGGCUCGCAUCCUCAGCGAGAAGGCUCGCGGCAAGCGGCCCGCUGCGCACUCGGGCAGCAUCACGCCCAGCUCGUCGGGCGCCGACACGCCGCUGGGCCAGCCGACCGAUCAGGCGCCGCCCGACACGAGCGCAUGGUGGCUCUGCGGCCGAACUGACCCUUCGACGAUCGCCGUCCCAUGCGCCUUUGGCGAGGCACUCGGAUGGGAGGGCAUCCUCCACCUGUGCUAUGGGCCGGGAUCCGCAAGCGCUCGCGCCGGCGACUUUGUGCCGCUCGGCAAGGCCGCCGAGAUGGACUCGCGGCAGCAGAGCGAGAGCGCAAAGGUGCAGCAGUGGGCUCGCGGCGUGGAGAGCAGUACCGACUCUACCUUCGUUGCGCGCUCAGCUUCAUCGCCAGUGCCAGGCUCGGCAGGCCGGGACCUCGGCCUGUCGCACGUCGCAGAGGACGCCUCCGACGUGGCGCCGUCAGAGAGUGCCUCGACAAAGGCAGUCCAGCCGGCAUCGGAUGAAACCCGCGCGACACAAGGCGCAUCGGCACUCGAGAAGCUCCUGCAGCGCAUGCCAGGGCGGAGCGCCUCUACCCCGCCUGCACUUGGAGGCGACAGCACAGCUCUCGCACCUGCUGCUGCGCUCGCCGCUCUGCAGCUCGGCGGCGAACGGCAACGCACGUGGGCAGACUGGACUACGCUGGCCGUCAGCAUGCAAGGCUGGGUGGAGCAGUACGAGGCGACGCGCGUGCGCGAGGGCUUGGCCCACGAGAUGGUCGCACACUCGGCAGGUGCCGGACGGCCAACCCCGGCACUGCCGUCGGGUGCCGAUGCCUCCGGACUGCCAGACUGCGUCCUCAAAGACGCACUCGAUGCCACGAACGGCUUCCGUCGCAGAGGCGGCAUCCCGCCUAGCCUGGCGUCGCCCGACGGCAUCGAGCAUCAGGACUACCACUGGGCCAGCAGCAGACUGCAUGCGAAGCACUUCGCCAGCGCCUUGACUCUCAUGGCCGGCUCCUUUACUCACAUCACCUCGCAGCUCACCGAUGCGCAAUGGACGUACCGCUCCGCGUGGGAGCUCGACUAUCUGGAGGCCUGCUGUCUGCACACGCCGCUCGCAGCAGAGCGCUUUCCCUCGCCGGCGGCCGCGGUCAUUCCAGCACACAAGUCCUUCCAGCCGGAGGACCCAGACGAGCAGGCACGUGCCCGCUGCUGUCCUUAUCCGAGCCCCUCGGGCGCAUGGCAGGCGCGCGCGUGGAAGACGUGGCUGGCCGGCCUGCAGCCGGGCCACAUUGUCGUGCCCGCCGUCUCGUGGCAGGCCUGGUGGACGCUCAUCAGCGUGCUCAACGGCGCCGACCGCACGGGGCGCGCCUUCGACCUGCAGAUCAAGGCCGUCGACGAGCCGUUUGCGGCGCUCGACGACCUCUCGUCCGUCUACAUCUGAGCCUGCCAGCACCAUCGCCGAGCAGCAGCUCCUCAUUCCACCCGCACGCCCGCAAUACCCCUGCUCCGCACAUGCUCAGCCCUGCCGCACGGCUGCCGUCAUCUGUACUUCUACCUGACAACCCAUUGCUUGCACUGCACCGCCUUGGC